Nycticebus coucang (slow loris) is the source of this 2455-nucleotide messenger RNA. RefSeq names its product splA/ryanodine receptor domain and SOCS box containing 1 (gene SPSB1). NCBI's taxonomy places the organism in Eukaryota, Metazoa, Chordata, Mammalia, Primates, Lorisidae. The record is from RefSeq and is a predicted model, not a curated record. Gene Ontology annotation, molecular function: protein binding. Bases 1357 to 2178 code for a protein of 273 amino acids. Gene Ontology annotation, cellular component: SCF ubiquitin ligase complex. The transcript is spliced from 3 exons. Gene Ontology annotation, biological process: proteasome-mediated ubiquitin-dependent protein catabolic process.
GAUGAACACCCCGCCAUGCCUGAGUGCAGUGCAGUUGAGCCUCCCAGGGUGAUCCUUUAAGCCAACAGCCUCCAGAGUAGCCACUUGUGGGACGGCCCACUGGGGUGUCGGGAGAAAUCACUAGUUUUAUUUUUCUCUCAUCUGAUUUCAUUUCUAUUUGUUCACCUUCUGUUGAUUUGGAUGCGUAUCAUAUGCACAUCUUUCACAGGAUCUUUGCCUCCAAGGUGAUUGCCAGGCAGGUGGAUAACCAGGAAGGGAUGGCAACUGCUAGAAGUGAGGUUUGUAAAGGGAGGGGGUGCCUCAGGGGGUCCAGGGAAGGCUGAGUGGGGGAGUGCGGGGCUUGGGGCAGGCAGGCAGACAGCAGGUGUCAGCGCUGGUCUGUGCUCUGGGCACAACUUAUCUUCCCACAGUGCACGGAGGCGGCGGAGCCUGCUGGACUGGACUCUUGGCAGAGUUUGGGAGAGAGGUUUGGCCCCUGUUUCUCCAGUGAUAGACACCAUUUCUUAAGGUCUCAACCAAGGGUCAGCCAACUUUAGGGGCCAGAUUGUAAAUAUUUAGGCUUUGUGGACCAUACAGUGUCUGCUGUAGCUACUCUGCUCUGCCCUUGUGGCAUGAAAGCAGCCACACACAAUUUGUAAGCAAUGAGCCUGGCUGUGUGCCAAUAAAACUUUAUUUACAACAAUAAGAGGCUUCGUUUGGCCCAUAGGCCAUAAUUUACCUAACCCUGGUCUAGAUUUGGAUGGGCCCCGAUGGCAUUCAGAACCAGUUUCCCACCAAAGUGUAAGCCCCCGAUCUUGGAUUCAUGAAUGGGGUGCUCUAGUCAGACUAUACCAUGGGAGACUUGAGGGGCAGAGUGUGGACCCCACAGAGGAUUUGUAUAGCUGGAGCAGGUAGGCAAACAGCCCCUUACGCCAGAUGGGGAAACAUCUCAGCUCUCCAGCACUCUGUACACCCCCCUACCUUUAGUGCCAUAUAAACACGGCCGUGGGGGAGGAUUCUGUACUGGAGCCAAGGGAGGAGGCAGGCCCAGCUUGUCACAGCAGCUGAGCCAAAAGAGAUUCAGAGGCCCUCCAAACUGGUGUCCCUCAGCACAUUGUGAAAAGAUAAGCUUCGGGAAGAAUGUCCCCUUCUCUUCAAGUUUGGGAACUGCUAAAAUUAAACAGAACCCACAAGCUUCUGUCCUGCAGGACUUCUCAGAGCCUUUAAGGCCAUACUGGACGCUCCACAGUGCGCAGAGGUCUCCUAGCAACCUCCCUUAGGAGUUCUCUCCAGCCCCAACUAGGAAGCUGGAGACGAGGCCCUGAGAUUGAUGAGUUUGACUUGGGAGCCGCUGAGAAGCUGAAACCAGGGCCGAACAUGGGUCAGAAGGUCACUGGAGGGAUCAAGACUGUGGACAUGCGAGACCCCACGUACCGGCCCCUAAAGCAGGAGCUCCAGGGCCUGGAUUACUGCAAGCCCACCCGGCUGGACCUGCUGCUGGACAUGCCCCCCGUGACCUACGAUGUGCAGCUGCGGCACUCGUGGAACAAUGAUGACCGCUCGCUCAACGUCUUUGUGAAGGAGGAUGACAAGCUCAUCUUCCACCGGCACCCGGUGGCCCAGAGCACAGAUGCAAUCAGGGGCAAAGUCGGGUACACGCGCGGGCUGCACGUGUGGCAGAUCACGUGGGCCAUGAGGCAGCGGGGCACGCACGCCGUGGUGGGGGUGGCAACGGCCGAUGCCCCCCUGCACUCCGUUGGGUACACGACCCUCGUGGGGAAUAACCACGAGUCCUGGGGCUGGGACUUGGGGCGUAACCGCCUCUACCACGACGGCAAGAACCAGCCAAGUAAAACAUACCCAGCCUUUCUGGAGCCGGAUGAGACGUUCAUCGUCCCUGACUCCUUCCUGGUGGCCCUGGACAUGGACGACGGGACCCUGAGCUUCAUUGUGGAUGGACAGUACAUGGGAGUAGCUUUUCGGGGACUCAAGGGCAAAAAACUGUAUCCUAUAGUGAGUGCCGUCUGGGGCCACUGUGAGAUCCGCAUGCGCUACUUGAACGGACUGGAUCCCGAGCCGCUGCCACUCAUGGACCUCUGCCGCCGCUCCGUGCGCCUGGCCCUGGGGAAGGAGCGGCUGGGGGAGAUCCACACGCUGCCGCUGCCCGCAUCCCUCAAGGCCUACCUCCUCUACCAGUGACGCGCUCCCGGGGACCGCCAGCGCGACAGCCACCUGGUGCCAACACACUGAGCCGCCGGCCACUGGGGCCACCGCACCCCGCGCCUCCGACCAGCGUCCCCAGGCAGCCGUGGGCAGAAGUUCUGCUCUUACUCUCCACCUGCCUGGCUGCUCCGCCACACCAGGACCUAGGGCGACACAGGCUCCUCUUCCCAUUCCUGACACUGGCAGAAGGCAGUGUCCCUGCAUGCCGUCAACAACACUCCUUGACAAGAUACACCGAGAAUAAACGUCUACG